AUGGCUUCUACUACCGCUGUGUCAUUUGUCAUGCCACUUACCCAAAACCGAUCAUCUUCGUCGUCCGCGAAAACCAUCGCCUUCCUCAAGCCAUUGCCUUUGAAGCCAUCCAAGACCUCCUCCUCCUCCUCCUCCUCCUCCUCCUCCUCCUUAGCCAUGCCUUCACGAAGGUUUCAAGUGAAUGCUUCUAGCCUGAAAAUGGACAAGGCUGUGAGCGGCUUAGCCGCGGCAGCUCUCACAGUUUCGAUGGUGAUCCCUGAGUAUGCUGAAGCUGCUGGCUCAGGAAUCUCUCCUUCUCUCAAGAACUUCUUGCUUAGCAUUGCAGCCGGAGGCGUUGUGCUCACCGUGAUCAUCGGUGUGGUCGUUGGUGUCUCCAACUUUGACCCUGUUAAGAGAGGCUAA
Microthlaspi erraticum is the source of this 402-nucleotide messenger RNA. The record is from the annotation of a GenBank genome assembly. NCBI's taxonomy places the organism in Eukaryota, Viridiplantae, Streptophyta, Magnoliopsida, Brassicales, Brassicaceae.